CUCCCGGAAGUGGAGCUUCUACGCCGGAUUGCCGCUCAGCGCCAUAGCUCUAGGGGCGCGCCCUUUCGGAAAGGGGAGGAGGGGCGGCAGGGGACCCCCCCAAAAAACAUCGAUGUUGCAGGAAAGGAAAUGAGAAUCGGGAUCGAGGACAAAGAGGCAAUGUCAGAGUGACUGACAAGCUGAGAUUCUUCCCAGUCAAAGGACCCAUUUUCAUGAUAGACAGUGCUUGUGGCUGGAGGCUCUACACACCGGGUGUGCCUAUGCAGGCCAAAGACUGCCAGUAUUAGCACAGGAUUUCCUUUCCUCCCACGCUGAGGAGGGUCAUGGAGAAGAGAGACAGACUUCGAGGGGAAAGGGCACCUUUGGUUUCAUUAGAUAUAGACCUUAAAAUGUGUGAAAUGUGGAACAUGCUUCAUUGAAUGAGCACACAUAGCUCACAUAAACAAACCCCAAAAGUGGUGAAACCAUUUAAAGGUAUGGAGUGUGGAAAGACUUUCACUGAUAGAACACAUCAGCCGACUCACAUGGGCAAGAAAGGAUUCAAAUGCAAGGAGUGUGGGAAGAACUUCAGUCAGAGUGGACACCUCAAUAUACAUCAACGGACUCACACAGGGGAAAAACCAUUUAAAUGCAUGGAGUGUGGAAGGCAAUUCAGUCAGAGUGGAAGCCUAAAUAUGCAUCAACUGACUCACACAGGGGAGAAACCUUUUAAAUGUAUGGAGUGUGCAAAGAGCUUCCGUUUCAUUGGAAACCUUAGAAGACAUCAACAGACUCACACAGGGGAGAAACCAUGUAAAUGUAUGGAGUGUGGAAAGACCUUUCGUGAUAAUGGAACCCUUAGAGGACAUCAAGUGACUCACACAGAGGAGAAACCAUAUGAAUGUAUGGAGUGCGGAAAGAGCUUCAGUUUAAAUGCAAUCCUUAGACGACAUCAACGGACUCACACAGGGGAGAAACCAUAUGAAUGUAUGGAGUGCGGAAAGAGCUUUCGUGAUAAUGGAAACCUUAGAACACAUCAACGGACUCACACAGGGGAGAAACCAUAUGAAUGUAUGGAGUGUGGAAAGAGCUUUAGUUUCAAUGCAAACCUUACACGACAUCAACGGACUCACACAGGGGAAAAACCAUUUAAAUGCAUUGAGUGUGGAAAGAGAUUUAGUGAUAAUGGAAAACUUAGAAGACAUCAACAGACUCACACAGGGGAGAAACCAUUUAAAUGUAUGAAGUGUGGAAAGACCUUUCGUGAUAAUGGAACCUUUAGAGGACAUCAAGAGACUCACACAGGGGAGAAACCAUUUAAAUGUUUAGAGUGUGGAAAGAGCUUCAGUCAGAAUGGAGACCUUAGAAAACAUCAACGGACUCACACAGGGGAGAAACCUUAUAAAUGUAUGCAUUGUGGAAAGAGCUUCAGUAAGAGUGGAGACCUUAGAAAACAUCAACGGACUCACACAGGGGAGAAACCAUAUGAAUGUAUGGAGUGCGGAAAGAGCUUCAGUUUAAAAGGAAGCCUUAGAAUACAUCAACGGACUCACACAGAGGAGAAACCAUAUGAAUGUAUGGAGUGUGGAAAGAGCUUUAGUGAUAAUGGAACCCUUAGAACACAUCAACGGACUCACACAGGGGAAAAACCAUUUAAAUGCAUGGAGUGCGGAAGAAAAUUCAGUCAGAGUGGACACCUAAAUAUGCACCAACUGACUCACACGGGUGAAAAACCUUUUAAAUGCAUGGAGUGCGGAAAGAGCUUUAGUGAUAAUGGAAAUCUUAGAAGACAUCAACGGACUCACACAGGGGAGAAACCAUUUAAAUGUAUAGAGUGUGGAAAGAGCUUUAGUGAUAAUGGAACCCUUAGAACACAUCAACGGACUCACACAGGGGAGAAACCAUAUAAAUGUAUGCAUUGUGGAAAGAGCUUCAGUAAUAGUGGAAACUUCAAUAUACAUCAACGGACUCACACAGGCGAGAAACCAUAUGAAUGUAUGGAGUGCGGAAAGAGCUUCAGUUUCAAAGGAAGCCUUAGAAUACAUCAACGGACACACACGGGGGAGAAACCAUAUGAAUGUAUGGAGUGCGGAAAGAGCUUUUGUGAUAAUGGAACCCUUAGAACACAUCAACGGACUCACACAGGGGAGAAACCAUAUGAAUGUAUGGAGUGCGGAAAGAGCUUUCGUGAUAAUGGCAACCUUAGAAGACAUCAACAGACUCACACAGGGGAGAAACCAUGUAAAUGUAUGGAGUGCGGAAAGAGCUUUCGUGAUAAUGGAACCCUUAGAACACAUCAACGGACUCACACAGGGGAAAAACCAUUUAAAUGCAUGGAGUGCGGAAGGAAAUUCAGUCAGAGUGGACACCUCAGCGUGCAUCAACUGACUCACACAGGGGAGAAACCAUAUGAAUGAUUUGUUCUCAGGAGCUAAGUUUUGUGCCUCACUGUGGUCCCAGUCAUAACUGUAGCCUUUGAAAGCUCAGUAAACUAUUACUGAAGAAGU
Molecule: messenger RNA, 2486 nt
Organism: Podarcis raffonei (Aeolian wall lizard)
Lineage: Eukaryota; Metazoa; Chordata; Lepidosauria; Squamata; Lacertidae
Product: oocyte zinc finger protein XlCOF6-like
Exons: 3
Coding region: 420-2396 (658 amino acids)
Biological process (GO): regulation of transcription by RNA polymerase II
Molecular function (GO): RNA polymerase II cis-regulatory region sequence-specific DNA binding; DNA-binding transcription factor activity
Source: RefSeq, a predicted model, not a curated record